This is a messenger RNA of Plasmodium coatneyi, 1098 nucleotides long. RefSeq names its product KIR-like protein. Lineage: Eukaryota; Apicomplexa; Aconoidasida; Haemosporida; Plasmodiidae. The transcript is spliced from 3 exons. The record is from RefSeq and is a predicted model, not a curated record. Bases 1 to 1098 code for a protein of 365 amino acids.
AUGUCAUCGGGACCAUUUAUAAGCGGGUUACCUUCAGAGUUUGAUUUCUAUGAUAAAUUCGAAAGGAGCGAGGAAGAAUGUACAAGUACAAAUGGUAAUUGCGACACAGAAAGGAAGAAUUAUUCAUUGAAAGGCAAUGAAUAUAAUAAUUGCAGAGAACAGUUUGAGAAAGCACUAGGCCAUAUAUACAAAGAAUACAGAAACAAUGUACAGAAGAAAUCACUCGAAUGUACGGCGCGCCAUUUCCUAUAUUAUUGGUUUGGGGAUAAAUUAACUAAAACUAAAGAGGGACGUGAGAAAUUUCAAGGUGCACUAAGUGUUAUUUGCAGAGCUAUAAGAGAUUCUUGCACAUCGGGACAACAAUGUAAACUCCCCUGUGAUAGUGAUAGUAAUAGAGUACACGUUGACAAAGACAUUUUCAAUAAUAGAAAAACUUUAUUCGACUUUUGGUAUGACGGUAACAUAGUACAAACUUUGUUACAAAUUAGUGGGUCCGAAGGUUUUCAGAUAUGUAAAAGCUACGUGGAGAGUGUCGAAGCAACAAAGGGUAAAAUGGAACAGUCCUGUACAAACGAAAGGAGCGGUGAUGAUUAUUGUACAAAUUUUUGGCACCAGCAUAAGAUUGACAUUGGGCAGAAAUUAUCAGCAUUGAAAAGUCAAUUAACAACUGCAAAGAAAAGAAUAGAACGCGAAGCACAAGCAGCAUCCUCCAAAACAGAAGAAAUGAUACGUGGUGCCACCACCACCUCUUCCAUCUCCUCCAUAAUUGGUACAUUAGCAGCGACAGCCCUUCCUUUCUUUUUAUAUAAAUAUAAGCCAUGGUCUUCUUGGUUUGGUAACCACGCUUCUGGAGGAAGAAGGAGCAACAUAAGAGGAAGAAGAUCAGCUGGGAGUGACAUUGACGACUUAACAGAAACUUCAACAACAGUGGACUUCACGGAAAGUUCGGAAACAAGUUCCAUACUUGAUUCCACUACAAUACGUUCUCCUGCUGCGUACAACACAAGAAAGCCUAACAGGGGAGAAAGAACAGCAAGAGCAGGAAUAAAUAGCAAUAGGCCAGGUCAUCACCAGAAUAUAGGUUAUCAGAACAUCUAA